Messenger RNA from Adineta steineri, 1781 nucleotides. NCBI's taxonomy places the organism in Eukaryota, Metazoa, Rotifera, Eurotatoria, Adinetida, Adinetidae. The record is from the annotation of a GenBank genome assembly.
AUGACGAGAUCACCAUUGGAUCGAGCUAUCCGUAAGAUUUAUUGGCGUUAUCUCCCAAUAGGUUUAAUACUAUUUACUGCUCUAUGGAGUGAUCAAUCCUGUCUAUCGCUGGCUAAACUCAAGAUGGCGCAAGAUCUGUCAGCAUUUCGACACAGCAACAAUACUGAAACGAUUUUUGGUCUAAGUCAAGCAUUGUACUCUGUGGGUAUUUUAACUCUUCAAAUUCCAAGUAUUGCAGUCGUAGAAAAAUGGAGUGCUUAUAAAUGGUUUUCUCUCUUAUCGAUUGUACACGGUUUCAUAGCUAUACUGACAGCAUUUAUAACAGAGGUCUGGCAAAUAUAUUUGCAACGGUUUCUUCUCGGUGUUGCUGGAUCAGGUUUUUUUACUGGCAUUCUUAUCUAUCUUAGUUAUUGGCUACCCUUGAGAAACCGUGGAAUCGCACUCAGCAUUAUUUUUAUGGCAGUACCGAUUGCAUAUUCCAUUGGUCCAAAAAUUUCUUAUCUAUUCAUACGAAUGGGAACAACUGAAAAUGGAAUUCACUAUCCCACAUUAUUCAAUCUUAGAGGAUGGCAAUGGCUGUUUAUUGUGUGGGGUAUAAUAUCCAUUCUAUUGAGUAUUCCACUGUAUUACAUGUUUACAGAUCGACCGAGUGAAGCCACUUGGCUUACUAAGGAUGAACACGAUGCACUUCAUACUGAAUUAGCUGCUGAAACUAAAACAAGUGAAGCCUCUUCGACCAUAUGUCAGAAUCUUUGUCAUAUUGAAGUAUUAUUGUUAUGUAUUGCCCGAACUUUGAUGAUGAACGUCGAGUAUGGGUUUGAUUUUUUCAUACCGACGAUGUUAGAUGAUUGGUAUCAUCUGAGCGAUAAUACUCUGACUUGGUUAUUAACAAUACCAGGAUUCAUUACUAUCGUCUUGAUACCAUGUGUUGGUUGGUCAUCGGACUAUUUCAAUGAAAGAUUUUUUCACACAGUUAUACCUCUUCUUAUCACUAUCAUAGCACUUGCAAUCCUGAUAUUGGGACAGAAGUCACUAAUCAUCGCAACAGUCUCCUUCGUAAUAAUAUCAUCGAGCCUCAAAAGUUCUUAUUCACUAUGGUGGAUAUUAUGUACAUCGCUAACAACACAAGAAGUCAUUGCUUCAGAGUCCAUCGGUAUUAUUAGUGUGUUCGGUGACAUAGGCGAAAGUACUGGUCCAUUUUUUUGUGGGUUUAUUCAAAGAUCAAACAGGUUCAUUUACGUCCAGUCUUAUUUUCUUAUUGAUAUCAGCAAUUUUAGCAGUAGCUACUAUAAGCAUUGUUUUUGUACGUGUAAAUUAUCGAAGAAAAGGUUAUACACAAUAAAAUGUUUGCCAUGAUGACUUGAUGGAGCUAACACGUUUUCGUACUCAAAGUGAGUAGAAAUCAAAAAUGGUGCGUGCUGAAGUUGUAGCUAUAUUUUUCUUUACCAAAAACUUUGAUUUGAUGUGCUUAUUUAUGUUCUCGUAUAAAAUCAAUUGCAAUAAUAUAUAUGUUGUAGGCAAAAUCAGAAUUCCAAUAUACACUAAAAAUGUUUCGGGCAGAAUUGGAAUCUGAUUAGAGAUAAAUGCUUACAAUUAGAGGUGUAAGCCGGUAAGGUCAUCGGCGGCGGCGUCAAAGUUUAAAAUUUUUUUUAAAAUGUUCGGCGGCGCGGCUGUAAAGUUCUAAAGUUGACAGCUGGCGGCGGCUCGAAAAUUUUAAAAUUUCGAAUGCCAUCGGCGGCGCAGCGGCUGUAACGAAAGUGCUUCAGCGGCGCAGCGGCUGU